Messenger RNA from Ectocarpus siliculosus, 1386 nucleotides. The record is from the annotation of a GenBank genome assembly. NCBI's taxonomy places the organism in Eukaryota, Phaeophyceae, Ectocarpales, Ectocarpaceae.
AUGGUCGCGGUUGUGUCGCAGGGGUACCUGUGCGCGAUUUUCGUCUCCAUCCCACCGGAUCCCAAGCCCAGAGGGGUGACGCAAAUCAACAGAGAGGCUUUCGCUUCAUUCCCCUUCGACGCCACCGCCAGCCUCGUCCGUCGGAAGGGGUCCGGCACAAGGCCACCGGUCGGCUGGGAGGUAAAGUCUUCCCAGCAGCUCGCCGCCUCGCUUCGCCACCCCGACCCUGGAGCCCCCGGCACCACCACACCCUUCGGCCGCGAUGCCGCCGCCGAUUGCCAAGCAGGUGCCCUAGUAGCGGGCCAAGCUCAGCGACGAAGCGGCGGCGGCGACAUCGCAGGCUUUAGAAAGGUUGUACCGGCGGGGGCGGGAGCGGUGGGAAGUAUGGAAACCCGGGAGUGCAAGGCGGCGGCGGGGGCGGUGCGUUCGCCGAAAAGUGGCGACACGCUGCACAUGUUGGCGCCGCCGUCCGAUAUCGGCCUGGUGGGUCGCGGUGGCGCGCGGGGCGUGUUUGGAACGGCAAGGAUUGCGUCGUCGGACGCCAGGGCUGCGGCGGCUGCGGCGGCGGAGGGACAAUGCGUCGAAGACGUGGUGGAGUCCGGUCACGCAGGACCGGUUCUAUUGUUGGGCCGGACGAAGACGAAGCCGCUGUCGCCAGGGCCCUCCCACUCCACCCGCGGACCCCACGCGCACGGCGAGAACGGGGAGAAACAUCUCGAGGGGGGGGAGUUGGGUGAGUCGCUGGGAAAGCACGACCACUUCUCAGCAUGCCACAGGCAUCGCCACUGUCACCGCCGCCAUUUCCACCAGCACCUCAGCCAGGAGAUGAAGGUUUGCAGCAGCUGGACCGGGUCGGCACAAACAGACGCACCCAGCAUCGGCUCCGACGACGACAACGACGACACGGCCGUGCGGCUCAGGGCGAACGACGAAACCGUGGUGCGCGUGAGCGAGCUGCCGGACGUGUGCGCGAUCUGCUUGGGGCAGUACGCCACAGGGGAGGAGGUUCACGUGCUGCCCUGCCUGCACAUAUUUCACGCCGAGUGCCUGGACGUCUGGAUCCGCGGUCACCCGUCCUGCCCUUACUGCAAGGGUGACCUGAACGUUAUCCCGCAAGAAAACAAUUCGUCACACGAGACGACGGCAAUAUGUUAUGCCUGCAGCGUGCUGUCUCGGAUGGUGUCGUUCGUCGCCGGGCCCUUCGUUCGGUUUUUCCGCGGACUCUGGGAGCGGCGGCGGCAGCAGCGAGAGCAGACGGCCGAGGGUGGCGGGGACAGGGAGGCGGGAGAGGGGAACGAAGCUGCCGAAGGGGUUGUUAGGUUUGCUCCACCAGCGUUGGACUCUCCGGCAGCGACACCCGUGCCGCCAUCUGUGGUGGCAGCGUGA